Oenanthe melanoleuca is the source of this 1870-nucleotide messenger RNA. RefSeq names its product putative mitochondrial transporter UCP3. Bases 560 to 1549 code for a protein of 329 amino acids. Gene Ontology annotation, cellular component: mitochondrial membrane. Gene Ontology annotation, biological process: adaptive thermogenesis; mitochondrial transport; response to cold. Gene Ontology annotation, molecular function: oxidative phosphorylation uncoupler activity. NCBI's taxonomy places the organism in Eukaryota, Metazoa, Chordata, Aves, Passeriformes, Muscicapidae. The transcript is spliced from 7 exons. The record is from RefSeq and is a predicted model, not a curated record.
GGGUGGCCAGGAGCACAUGGAAAGAUUGCUGCUUUGCCAAGGAAUUGAGUAUCACCGUGCAGCAUAGCUCCAUGUGGGGUGAGUCGCUAACAAUCCGAGCUGCUUUUCAAAGCAUGAAUGGAAGUCAGGAUUUAAGCAGCUAGAGGAUCAGCAUCCCAUUUUUCUCCCACUUCUGCAGUGUUGUUUUUCCCAGGGGACACCCUGAAUUCGUAAUUCACUGCUGGUACAACUUGCCCUGUGAUUGUGGUCCCUUUCCCUGCCCUCGCUGGGUUGGGAUGGGAGGUAGAGGCACCCAGUGUCCCCUGGAAGGGCAGGAGUGACGUGCAGGCUGCUUUCUCCUGGUGGCAUCCCCAAAAAAACUCAGGCAGGAUGCCAGCGGGGCUGGGAUCACUUUUGCAGAGGAGGUCAUAGCACUGACCCCUGAGCUGUAUCUUGGGCAUGAGGUAAACAGCGUCUUCCCUUCAGGUUUAGGUCAGCACUGGAGGCGGGCAGGAAAACAAAGCAGGAGCCAGCUGGAGAGGAGUAUUGGUGCCAGGCAGCUUUGUCUGGAGCCCAAGGGAUGGAGCAAAGGUGGCUUCAGGGUGUCAGGAGCACUCCAAGUCCCUCUUGGGCAUGCCCCUCUGCCGCCAUGGUGGGUCUGAAGCCCCCCGAGGUGCCCCCGACGGCCGCCAUGAAGUUCGUCAGCGCGGGGAUGGCCGGCUGCGUCGCUGACCUGUGCACCUUUCCUCUGGACACCGCCAAGGUGCGGCUGCAGGUCCAGGGCGAGGUGAGGAUCCCCCAGACCAUCGGCUCCGUGGAGUACCGGGGUGUUGUGGGGACGCUGAGCACCAUGGUGAGGACGGAGGGCGCCCGCAGCCUCUACAGAGGGCUGGCAGCCGGGCUGCAGCGCCAGAUGAGCUUCGCCUCCAUCCGCAUCGGGCUGUAUGACUCCGUGAAGCAGCUCUACACCCCCAAGGGUGCUGAGAACAUAGGCAUGAGCACGCGGCUCCUGGCUGGCUGCACCACGGGGGCUGUGGCCGUGGCCUGCGCCCAGCCCACGGAUGUGGUCAAGGUGCGGUUCCAGGCGAGAGCCCUGUCAGACAGUGCCCGCCGGUACAGCAGCACCGUGGAUGCCUACCGCACCAUCGCCAGGGAGGAGGGCAUCCGCGGGCUCUGGAGAGGGACGAUGCCCAACAUUGCCCGCAAUGCCAUCAUCAACUGCGGGGAGCUCGUCACCUACGACCUCCUCAAGGACGUGCUGCUGCGGACACAGCUCAUGACAGACAACGUCCCGUGCCACUUCGUGGCCGCCUUUGGCGCCGGGUUCUGUGCCACAGUGGUGGCGUCCCCGGUGGACGUGGUGAAGACGCGGUACAUGAACGCCAGCCCCGGGCAGUACCGCAGCGCCCUGAGCUGCCUCCUGGCCCUGCUCACGCAGGACGGCCCCGCCGGCCUCUACAAGGGCUUCGUCCCGUCCUUCCUGCGGCUGGGCUCCUGGAACGUGGUGAUGUUUGUGUCCUACGAGCAGCUGCAGCGCGCCAUGGCGCUGGCCCGGCCGGGCCUGGCCUGAGCCCCCGGCACAGCAUCCAGCAGAGUAAUUCAGCAAUUAUAUUAAUUGCCAAAGCGCCGGGGAGUAGCGGAGCCACACGCUCGGGGAGGUACCGGAGAGACAGCAGAAAAGAUGCUGUUUGAGGAGAAACGUGGGAGAACGGAGGUUUUCAGAGAAGAGUUUUAAGGGAUGAAGGAAAAAUUGUUGGUUGGCUUUCCAGCCAGGGAGAACAGCACUUCCCAAGGGCAGUGGUGUGGGCAGAUGGGACCAAGCUGAGGGCCAGGGAAUUCCCGUUAUUCCUUACUGGCGCUUACAAUAAACUGCCCCUAUGGGGUCUGAUCA